Dendronephthya gigantea is the source of this 1511-nucleotide messenger RNA. RefSeq lists its product as uncharacterized. Lineage: Eukaryota; Metazoa; Cnidaria; Anthozoa; Malacalcyonacea; Nephtheidae. The coding region runs from base 340 to 1419 and encodes 359 amino acids. The transcript is spliced from 9 exons. The record is from RefSeq and is a predicted model, not a curated record.
UAAAAUUGAUGACUUCCGAGAGACAGUGAGGGUGUUUUAUUUUUUCUAGCUUUGUGCUUUUACAAGUCAUCGAGGUUAAAGUAUUUCAGCUAUUUUAAACAAAGUAAAUAUAGGAGGUAUAUUUAUGAGUUUUGACAAGUGUUUGUUUUUUAUUUUUGAAACCAGCUUUUCCUAUUUUCCCAUCCGUGCCUACUUUUUUUAACUUCGUAUGCGUCAUAGUGAUAUCCGUCUUCCGGUGAAAGAGAAAACAACGAAUGAGAAAAACUUCAAAAUAUUCUUCAAAAUUGAAGAGAAAUUGAGGAUUUAUGGGCUGAAAUUGAACUGGAAUAGUUCAUUAAAAUGUGGUAUCAUUCGCUAAAAACACGACAAAGUGUGAAGCGAAUCAAUGCAAGAAAUAGCGGAGGUGUUGCUGUUGCCUUGGAAUAUGUUGAUAAGAAAAUUGAGGUUCAUCAUUUAACGAGAGAAGCAAGUCCAAUGAUAUUUGAUGAAGGAACUGGUGUGAUUUUUGUUGCCCCUCGAGAUGGUUGCUUGGUGAUGGUUGCUGUCAAUAUUUCAUCCAAAGGGAAAUUUACUUAUGAAUUCCGAGUUUGGGAACUCACAAGUGGAACAGCUUUUGUUCAGCGAGAUAUCACAGUGAAGGAUACUCAGGGUUCAUUUACCAAUGAUGGAAAAUCAAAAGCAUUGUUGACUCUGCCAGAAGUAAGUCAGCAUUCAAAUCAGCUGAGAAUGGAUGGUCUUCAAGAUCUAAUGGCCAUUGCUUUGGGUGUCAGUGUCAUUUAUAUGUACAAAUGCGCCAAGAUAGACAAUGCUUCAAUCAACUGUGAAGUUGUCAUGCAAGUCAAUUCUUCUAUGUCUGCCUUGGAUGUUCUGCUUUUAAAACCACAAAAAGAAAAUUUUCCACAGUUGCUAGUAUGUGAAAGUGGGGGUAUUCGUGUAUGGCAGGAGACCACGGAAAUAAGGGAGUCUGAAGAAGUCGCAUCAUUUAAAGACACUUUCUACUCUGUCCAACCGUUUGAUGCUGGAACAAGCUUGGUAACUUGUCAGGACUUUCAACGCAUUCAUAAUGGUGCUUGCAUAUUUGCUAAUAAUAUUGGAAAUUUAUAUUUAUUUUCUUCGUCACGAGUUGUGAAUCUAAGGCUCCCUGUAUCUCAUGGUGGUCAUGGAUUAUUUGCUGUUGAAAAUGUGGAUGAAAAAUGCAGUAAAGUUACCCUGGCUGUUGUAUCGAAGGGUCACACAGUGAAUCUCUAUCAGUUAGAAGACAUUCACAGCUUGUCGGAUUCUUGUGAGGAUCUUGUCUUAGUUCCUCACCAUGCACUGUUUUCAACUCAGUCGCUCGGAGCAAUGUCCUUCCUGAACAAAGCGUCUCUGAUAGCUUGUUCAUCAUCUGGACGAACACUCUCCAUGUGGGUUGGGGUGUAGAGGAAGAGGAAUCUGGCACUUGCCACAGAUAGACCCCCGCCUGGCCCCCCACACACAACAUAAACUAAAUCCAGGGGGUGCUGGAGAAUGCU